GCGGACCGUCGGAACCAUCGGGAGCAGUUAUGGCAGAACAGGACGGCAGCAGGUUCUUCAGGAGAACCAGUCUGUUCUGGAUCAUCACCGUCAGUCUGGCGGUUGGAUAUUUUUCUUUUGCAGUUUUUGAUCCUGAUAAAAUCCCUCUGGACUCUCUGGGUCCGUUCGGCAGCUUCACCCGACACCUGGUGCAGAACCACCCAGGCCUCUUGCUCAAAGGGUGGUGGGCAGCCUUCGCUGUUCAUGUGUUCGAGGCCAUCAUGGCUUUGAAGGUGUGCAGGAACAAAGGCAUCUCCAGCCCCACCGCUCGCUUCUUGUGGUUCUUCCAGACCUUCCUGUUCGGCUUCGCCUCCCUCGGCCUCCUCUUGAAGUACGAUCCGGAGCGACCCAAGCAGCGCUGACCUGAGGGGCAGGAGGCGGAGCCUAAAGGCACUUCCUGGUGCGUCUGGUGCUGAGAUCAGAACAGCUGAGUUUUGACUUUAAACUUUUAAAGUGUUUAGUUUUCUUCAAACACUAAAAAUAUUUUAAUAAUAAAUCAGAUUAACGGUGCAAUAAAACUGAUCCUGAAGGAAGUAAUUGUUUACAGAUUAGUUUAAUUUUAGCUGCUAACUGAUGAUGAUGAUGAUGAUGAUGGUGAUGAUGAUGAUGACAGACACAUUCCGUUUUUAUUUUGACCUAUAUGAAGUGUUGAGUCCUAGUUUUAACAAUAAAGAGUCAUUUUCAAGCUGCA
Austrofundulus limnaeus is the source of this 730-nucleotide messenger RNA. It is a transcript of the gene tmem254, whose product is annotated as transmembrane protein 254. The transcript is spliced from 4 exons. Lineage: Eukaryota; Metazoa; Chordata; Actinopteri; Cyprinodontiformes; Rivulidae. The record is from RefSeq and is a predicted model, not a curated record. Bases 30 to 401 code for a protein of 123 amino acids.